Messenger RNA from Magallana angulata, 565 nucleotides. RefSeq lists its product as uncharacterized. The transcript is spliced from 4 exons. Bases 147 to 494 code for a protein of 115 amino acids. Lineage: Eukaryota; Metazoa; Mollusca; Bivalvia; Ostreida; Ostreidae. The record is from RefSeq and is a predicted model, not a curated record.
AAUGAUUAUAGAUCAGUGGACCAGCUAGAUUUAAAAAUUACAGGAUAUAUAUAGAACUGGGACAGCUGCCAAGCAGUACUUUCGGUUUACAUACAGUGAGUUCUUUCCGUGUUGAUCAUUGCACAAGUUGGAAAUCAUAAUUAACUAUGGCAGAAGGUGGGAUUCCAUUAGAAGAGGAACGUUUGCCAACUUUACAAGAUUUCUUGAACAACGAACGCCUCAGGACCCUCUACCAAGACCCAGAGGUUCAGAUGAUUUUCACAGAAAUCGAGAACAACCCGUCCACCAUUCACCAGCAUCACAAUAAAAGCAAAGUCCAAGAAGUUCUCAAGCUGAUUCAGGCCGAGUUUGAUCGCUAUCAGCCAAACAUGGCUCCAGAUAACCAACACACAAGAAGUGAUUCAAACAAUGGUUAUAUCAAUGAUGAUGACGAUUUACAGGAUAUUAUUCAACAAAUACAACAACAAGAAAACCAGGCUGCAGGAAAUUCCUAGACUGCUGGGAGAGAUAGAGAGAGAGAGAGAGAGAGAGAGAGAGAGAGAGAGAGAGAGAGAGAGAGAGAGAG